Molecule: messenger RNA, 1514 nt
Organism: Scatophagus argus
Lineage: Eukaryota; Metazoa; Chordata; Actinopteri; Scatophagidae
Gene: nr0b2b
Product: nuclear receptor subfamily 0, group B, member 2b
Exons: 2
Coding region: 303-1088 (261 amino acids)
Biological process (GO): negative regulation of transcription by RNA polymerase II; circadian rhythm
Cellular component (GO): nucleus; cytoplasm
Molecular function (GO): transcription factor binding; transcription corepressor activity
Source: RefSeq, a predicted model, not a curated record
UUUCACUUUCCUAUGCAGCUGAUGAGUUUAACUAGCCUUAUCACCGCCACGUGGAGGGAACCUAGAUCCACCGGCAUGGGAAGUCCACGGUCACAGUUUUGUUUUUUUUUUCUUCUUCCAAAUGUAGAGGCUGAACAAGGAGGGUCAAGGCUGAGCUUGGUGUGAGCAGGUGACAUCCUGAUAAAUAGGGCCUGAGCUUGUCGAGUUGUGUGUAGGCACUACAUGACACUGUUCAGGUUAGCUGGAACUUGCUGGCUUUUAUUUUUUAUUUUGAGAAUUCUGCAGAUACUUCUUCCUUCAAGAUGUUUCCCCUGGAUGAGAUUACAAACAACACUUGCUCUGUUUACUGGGAUCAGCAUCCUCAUACUAUCCUUUACAACAUUUUGAGUGGGAGGGAGAAUGGAUACCUGAACACCAAACUGAGUCAUAAUACUACAGUACACAACUGCCACUGUGUACAGAGGAGGACUGUUUGCCUUAAGGACCCAAAACGCACCUGCCAAGUUGCCUCCAGUGUGCUGGUCAAAACCAUCUGCUUUGUAAGAAGUUUGCCAUCCUUCCGUCAGCUUCCAUUAGGAGAUCAGUCAUCAUUGUUAAGACACUGCUGGGUUCCUUUAUUUGUUCUGGGUCUUGCCCAAGAAAAGAUAGUCUUUGAAGUGACUGAUGUACCAAAUUCAAGUAUCCUUAGACAGAUUCUGCUCGGACCAGGACUCACUGAAAAGGACACUGAUGGACCAACCCUUGCUGGAGUCCACAAACUGAGAACUUGCUUGCACUAUCUGUGGAACCUGGAUCUCAGUACGAAGGAAUACGCUUACCUGAAGGGUGCUUUGUUGUUUAACCCAGCUGUUCAAGGACUGAGUGCCUUAUUGUUCAUUGAAGGCCUCCAACAGGAAGCUCAGAGAGCCCUCCUAGAAGUCAUCUACCUCCUGUACCCAAAGGACAUUGUUCGCUUCAGCCACAUCCUUCUAGCAGCCUCGGCAAUUCAGACCAUUAGCCACAGCCUAGUCACAGAGCUCUUUUUCAAGCCAGUUAUCGGCAACACAAAUAUGUUACAUUUAUUAACAGAGAUGUUGUUUGUGCAUUGAGAUCCUAGUGUGAAAGCCUUACACUGUAUGUGAGAGUUGUAAUAUGGAAUUUUAUACAGUGAACCCAGUUUGAAAAGAGCAUGAAAUAAAUCCACCUUCUUCGACUUUAUGAAGUGAUGGUUUUAAAAACUGUGUGACUUCUGUGAAAACAUAAAAAAAAUCAACACCACUUGUGAGAAAAUGAUUGUAUUAUUCAAAGCGUCCUGAUGAAAGAGAGGUGAAAUGAAAAAAACGCAUACUUUGACUCCCUCAUGUGGCCAUAUGUGGCAAAAAACAAGCAAACUAUUACCUUGUUAUGUUUCACUUCAUUUACUUUAUUUUAUACAGUAUGACAUAAGGUCAAAGAUGGCCUGCACACAUGAGGUGAAGGUGAAAAGACCCAAGCCUAAUACCUUGGAAUAUGGGAAACCUUUUGAGAGAAUGUAA